AUGGCGAAGAUCAAGUCCGUCGAGUAUUUUCGACUUCCGCCUCGAUGGCUGUUCGUCAAGAUUACUGAUGAGGAAGCGAAAGUGGGCUGGGGCGAGGCGUCACUAGAGGGACAUACGCAGGCUGUGGAGGGGUGUUUGGACGCGUAUAGGGCUCGCAUUGUUGGGUUAGACGCCGACGACAUUGAACAUAUCUGGCAGUUGAUAUAUCGAUUUGGGUUCUAUCGAGGCGGGCCGGUCAUGAUGAGUGCACUUUCCGGCAUUGAUAUCGCGCUUUGGGACCUCAAAGCUAGGAGACUAGGCGUGCCGAUCUACCAGCUGCUGGGAGGAAAGGUAAGAGACGCGCUGAAGGUAUAUGCCUGGAUUGGCGGCGACCGACCCGACGACGUUGAGAUCCAAGCGUGCGUAUUGUCUCGCUUCUCCGAGACCGACCCGCAAAAACUAAACGGUGAUAGCAAAGGUCGACAAGCGCAAGGGUUCAAAGCAGUCAAGAUGAACGCCACCGAAGACAUCGGCUGGAUGGACUCCCCCUCCGCCUUGGACUCCUGCGUCGAAAGGCUCAAGGCCGUCAAAAGCCUCGGCAUGGACGCCGGCAUCGACUUCCACGGCAGGGUCCACAAGCCUAUGGCCAAGCAACUCGCAAAACUGCUAGAGCCGCACCGACCAAUGUUCAUUGAGGAGCCCUUGCUCUCCGAGAACAUCGAAGGGGUCAAAAACCUCGCGCAACACACCUCCACGCCCAUCGCUUUAGGCGAGCGUCUCCACAGCCGGUGGGACGUAAAGCCCUACCUUGAGUCUGGCACGGUGGAUAUCCUGCAGCCGGACGUCUGCCAUGUGGGCGGUAUCUCCGAGCUGAGGCGUAUAGCGACGAUGUGCGAGACUUAUGAUGUCGCGUUGGCGCCGCAUUGUCCACUGGGACCUAUUGCGCUUGCUGCCUGCGUGCAGGUUGAUGCUUGUUCGGCGAACUUUGCGAUCCAGGAGAUGAGUUUGGGGAUUCAUUAUAAUGCGGGAACGCAGGACUUGACAAGCUAUACGAAGAAUCCCGAGGUGUGGGAUGUGAGGGGUGGUUAUAUUGCAUUGAUGGGUGGGCCGGGGCUGGGAGUUGAAAUUGACGAGGAGAUGGUGAGGAGGUUGGCCCAGGAUGCCGAGCCGUGGGUUUCCCCGGGGUUUAUUGGGCCGGGGGGAGAAGUGAGAGAAUGGUGA
Molecule: messenger RNA, 1200 nt
Organism: Drepanopeziza brunnea f. sp. 'multigermtubi' MB_m1
Lineage: Eukaryota; Fungi; Ascomycota; Leotiomycetes; Helotiales; Drepanopezizaceae
Source: RefSeq, a predicted model, not a curated record